Chrysoperla carnea is the source of this 832-nucleotide messenger RNA. It is a transcript of the gene mip40, whose product is annotated as protein lin-37 homolog. Gene Ontology annotation, biological process: negative regulation of transcription by RNA polymerase II. The record is from RefSeq and is a predicted model, not a curated record. Lineage: Eukaryota; Metazoa; Arthropoda; Insecta; Neuroptera; Chrysopidae. Gene Ontology annotation, cellular component: transcription repressor complex; Myb complex. The coding region runs from base 81 to 800 and encodes 239 amino acids. The transcript has 5 exons.
GCUUCCGUAAUCAACAAAUCAGAAUUGAUUUGAAGUUUGAAAAGUCAAUUAGAAAAAGUUUUUUGAAGUUUAAGGUAAAAAUGAAAGUUGAACACAUCGAACAUAUCGAAGUUAAAGAUGAACAUAAUUACAAUGAAAAUGAUGUUAUUUCGGCAAGGGAUCGUUUGAAAGGGGCUCUUCAAGAUCUAGUACAUCACGAAGACGAUGAAACUGCAUCAAGUGAAGAUGACAAUUCAAGAUAUAAACAACCAAAGAGACCGAUUGAUAGUCCUUCGAGAACGAAAACUAAAAAACGUCGCGUUGAUAAUGCUAUCAGUAACGCUUUCCAUCAUACUUACGUCAUGAAACUGUUCGAUCGAAGUGUGGAUUUAGCACAAUUUGAAGAAGACACGCCAUUGUAUCCGAUUUGCAGAGCUUGGAUGGCGAAUCAACCACGUAAUCCACAUUAUGUAAUCAAGCGUAGACUUUCAAGUCCUGAACCAGAACUAACGAGAUUAAAUAUAAAUGGAGAUGAUGAUAGUCCUAUAUCCGAUAUUCAUCGAUUACCACCACCAGCAAUGGAAUUAGUGAAUCGUAUACCAUCACCUCUUCCAGAACAAAUUGAAACUAAUUUCGAUGUGGACAUUUUUGAUAAUAAAAAUCCUCCAUCUCGUGAAGAACUAAUGCAAGGUCAUCAAACACGAUGGGUUAACGUACGUCGAAAAUGGCAAGAUCAGGCGAAAAAAUAUGAAGAUCGAUAUUUUCAAAGUACAGCUGUUUUAACGGCAAUUUAUAAUAAGGCUCAAGAAAAUAUGGCGUAAAGUAAAUUUUAAUUUAUAAGCUUAUGUGUGUA